AUGAUUGGUAGAACUCUCAAUGUUGAGAGUGAUCCUUUUAGGCCCUGCGAAGAUAACGAGAAGAUAUUAGGUCCAGAAGUACCUUAUAUGAGUGCUAUCGGUGGGCUGUUAUAUCUUGCAAACUGUACCAGACCAGAUAUAGCUUUUGCUACUAAUCUACUGGCGAUAUAUAGUUCUGCUCCUACUCGCAGGCAUUGGGAUGGAAUAAAACAUUUAUUCCGUUACCUUCAAGAAACUAUUGCGCUUCACGAAGCAUGUCGAGAAUGUGUGUGGCUUCAGUCAAUGAAUCACCAUAUACAAGAAUCAAGCGGAAUAGUCAACGAGAAAAAGCCGACGAAAAUAUUUGAACACAAUUCGGCUUGUGUUGCUCAACUUAAAGAAAGCUAUAUCAAGAGCGACAGAACAAAGCACAUCCCUCCAAGAUUUUUCUCGUACAUACGGGAACUCGAGAAAAAUAAAGAAGUGGACAUCGAGUAUGUACAGUCAUGCGAAAAUCGAGCUGACUUGUUCACCAAAGCUCUUCCGACUACAACAUUCCGAAAAGAUGUCUACGGUAUUGGAAUGCGACAUUUGCGUGACUUGUGA
Brassica napus (rape) is the source of this 585-nucleotide messenger RNA. RefSeq names its product secreted RxLR effector protein 161-like. NCBI's taxonomy places the organism in Eukaryota, Viridiplantae, Streptophyta, Magnoliopsida, Brassicales, Brassicaceae. The record is from RefSeq and is a predicted model, not a curated record. The coding region runs from base 1 to 585 and encodes 194 amino acids. The transcript has 2 exons.